Molecule: messenger RNA, 1078 nt
Organism: Athene cunicularia (burrowing owl)
Lineage: Eukaryota; Metazoa; Chordata; Aves; Strigiformes; Strigidae
Gene: PRR22
Product: proline rich 22
Exons: 4
Coding region: 11-1078 (355 amino acids)
Source: RefSeq, a predicted model, not a curated record
GCCACAAACCAUGGAGCUGCCACCAGGGUGGUCGCUCGUGCGCGGCUCCUGCAACCCCCAUGGCCCCUGGUUCCUGCGUCUCACGCAGCUCCCCCAAAUCUUCUCCACCCAAGGCCCAGCCAACCUGUGCCCACUGCCCGGGCAGGAGCAGCCCUUCCCCGCAGCCUGGACACCCCCGGCGGGGGGGGCACCCCACGUCCCCCAGGACCCUCCAGCAGGGAUGCUGAUGGCUCCGUGUGGCUGCUGCUUUGAUCCCCGGGUCUACGGCUACGAGUGGACCAGCACACCACCACCGCCCACCUCCAUCCCCGACUGCGGGAACAUCGAGGGACUGUCGGCUCCCGUCAACACCGCCGGCACGGACACCACUGCGGGGACACCCCUGGGCACUGGCAUCGCCCCAGGCAGCAACGUCCCCCCCAGCCCCGCUGCUGACCCCUACAGCCAUGGACCUGGGGACGUGAUGGACGACCUGGCUGUGACCGAGGAGAUGCUGCAGCAAGAGGCCCUCAGGCUCCUCGGUUGCUCCCUGGACACGGUGGGGGUCAGCCAGAACGGGCCCAGCAGCAGCCUCACACCUGGGAACCCUGGGCACACCGGUGCAGCCGUCCCCCCCUGUGACUCCCCCUCUCUUGAGCUGCCCGACAAGCUGCUCAGCCUGGACUGCGGCAUCCUCGACACCAUCGACAGCGUCCUGGGCCUGGAGGACUUUCUGCUGGGGCUGGAGGCCCAGGAGCCGAGUGGGGAUGUGGGGAUGGAGCCGCCCCCAUCCCAGCCGGCCGUGCCAGAGAAGCGGGGCAGGAAGAGGAGGCAGAGCGACCUGGCAGCACCCCCCAGCAAGCGCAGGGAGCUCGGAGACAGACCGGGGGGGCCAGAGGGGAAAAGAGACUUAUGUGGGGAGCCAGGCAGUGGGCGACGAGGCCGAGCUCCACAGCCUGGGCCCAGCACGGGCCGCGGCGCCGGCGGGAAGCGGCCGCAGCUCCCCAGGCUGAUCCAGCCGGUCCCUGGCAACUCCCGUGGCCACGUUAUGGAGUCGUCGCGAUUUAAAGUGAAAUCAGCACCUGCACAUUGGUUUUAG